CGAGCACCACAACUUACCUCAACGAUACGAAGGGAUUUCUUGGCAAGUCCAAAAAUCCAAACUAUCCAUCUCUGAUCAUCGUGGUUCAAGCCCCCUAAGGCCUGAAGCAGCUGAAGUGCAAAUCAUAAUAAGCGCCGGUGAUCCUAUGCCAUCCGUUCCCCCUAGUGCUGCGACUGCAAACGUUAUCCAAGUCGCUAACGUUACUACUGCACAAUCGCCCUCGCCUGAUGCCUCAGCACUCUGGCUUGGGCCUUCGGAUUUUCAUCGCGAACGCCCAGAAUUUACUCAUCACUGAUGGCAUCUUCGUAAGUUUUUUGUCCUACGCUGCGCAAUAAUUGUACUAAUUUUAUUUGCCAGGACGAUAUCAUCAUCCUUGCCAAUACUGGUGAGGGGAAGAAGUUGCUUGGUGCAGAACAUCCAGACACCCUCACCAGCAUGGCAAAUCUAGCAAGCACAUACAGGAAUCAGGGAAGGUGGAAUGAGGCAGAUCAAUCCUAUCUGACAUCCAGCUAGCGACCCUUCGCUCUGUCAUCUACAGCUCUCACUCUCUGCCU
This is a messenger RNA of Phlegmacium glaucopus, 554 nucleotides long. The record is from the annotation of a GenBank genome assembly. Lineage: Eukaryota; Fungi; Basidiomycota; Agaricomycetes; Agaricales; Cortinariaceae.